AGACGUCACGAGUGACGGGCACUCGUUGCAGCUUUAUAUUGUACAAGCUAAGGAUGUUUUGCAUGCAACCAUCUGUCGACAAUGGACCGAGCUCUCACCGAGGAUUUUACACAGUAAACGAUGGAUGCUGUGUUUCCGGAGAAGGAUGACGCUGCCUUUUUAUGUAAUGGCGUUGAUUCUGAACAUAGUUACAGACGGUAUGUCGAUUCAGUCCCUUUAAAAAAUCGUAGUGUUUUCCAAGUUUAAUCAAUAACGUUCGCGACGUACGGACGGCCCCGUUUUUCUGUCCUCACAAUCCAGUAUACUCAUCUUUAAUGCUUUGUGUUUGAUCCCACGAUGUGGGCUAGUUUAACUGAGUGUCUCCAAUCCCCAUAUUAAUUGUUUCAAUGUUACAGUGUCGCUUUUAUCCAAAGCAAGGUACAUUUCAGAGCAAGAACAACCCAUAGAUCUAGACAACAACAGUAGUAGUGUAUUUGGACACAUGUACUGCCAUGCUGUGUUAAAGGCAAUGCAAAGAGUUAUUUUUUUCUUUUCUUUUUUUUAAGAACAUCAACAGUGAAGCAACCAAACAUCAAUUUGAGACCUUUCUUCAUCACCAUCAAUUAAAUUGCCUUCACAACAACAAUUACCAAAGUACCAAGUUGGGUGUAUCUGAGCUGUCUUGGGCUGGUUGAAGACCAGAAGUGCUGCUGUUUUGUAGAUCAUUUUCGGAGGUUUAACUGUGCACGCAGGGAGUCCUGCCAGUAAUGAGUUGCAGUCGUCAAUGCCUGAAAUUACAAGAGCCUGUACCAGGAGCUGUGUUGCAUGUUCUGUCAGGUAGGGUCUGAUCCUCUUGAUUAUAGAGAGCAAAUCUGCAGGACCGAGCAAUCAGGCCACAUGAACAAUCAUGACACCCAGAUUUCUAGCAGACUUGGUAGGCAUAGGUUUAUUUGAUUCAACCACAACUGGAUCGACUUUGCCUCCACCCCAUCCAGUUGACCCACUAUUUACCUACUUAAUUUGAGUACAAAAUAAACAAAAAUAACAUUGUACAAUACACAAACAAUCACACACAUUUACCCUCAGCACGAAUCUCUGGAUACUGUAGAUCAACUGAUUUAUGGCUCCUACAACUAUACAAUCCCAUCGGGUUAGUUUGUGUUAUAGCCUGCAGUUCCACACAACGACCACAAAGACAACAGACAAAGAUCAAAUAUUGAAAACUCUUGCCACAAAGGUUGUGUUUUACCUCUUUAUUGCUUUCCAUCAUUGAUCCAAGUACCUGAUGAGAUUUCAUGUUUCUUUACAGCUCUCCAGAUCAUUGGAGGGAACGCAACAGCAGUUCAAUAUGGUACUGCUGUUCUCCCCUGCAAACUCACUGAUACCUCAGAAACCCUCCUUCAAAUUUUAUGGCAGAGACUAACCAGAGGAAAACCCCAAAAAGAUGAUUUCCUCACUAUCUCACGUACAGGGGAAACAAAGUUCCUCAACGGCAAAGAUUACCGCUUUAAAUUUAUUGGGGAUUUUAAUGAUAAAAAUGGGACCCUCCAGUUAUCUAACAUCACAGUCAUGGACGAAGGAAGAUACAUAUGUAUCUUCACCCUCUUUCCAAGUGGAAACCAUGAGACCAGCGUACCUCUAAAUGUGCUCGGUAUGAUAAAUUAAAUUGUAAACAUCUUAUAAUUAAGUCUAAAUAUGAUCUUGUUUUAUCUUUGCAAGCUGAAGUUUUGUUUUCUUUCUCUCUUAGUACCUCCAAUCACAAGCCUGAAAGAAAAUCAUCUUACUCUGGGAAAUGAAGAGGUUGUUUUUGCCACCUGUACAGCUGCUAAAUCCAAACCCCCUGCAGAGGUGACGUGGCUCACUGGUACUCUGGCAGAAAAAGUGAAAAUAAUAACCAACUCCAUCGUUGAAGAUACCGGAACAACCACCACAGAGAGCAUGCUGUUGGGAGUGCCCACCAGAGAAAUCAGUGGUCACACAGUCGAGUGUGUCAUCAGCAAUGACGUCCGAUCGGAAAAAGAAUCCCUGCCCUUCACUAUAAAGAUCAACUGUGGGUAUACAAAAGCUGCGUCACUGCAGUUUUAAUUUUGUUACUCAUCUUUGGGUGAGUGAGAAACACAUCAGUGCCAUUAAGUGUCAGUCUGUUGUUGUCUGUAAAAUCUUAAGCUCCACAUUCAAUAAUUUUGUUUGCAGCAGUAUGACAACAACAAAACGGAACAGGCCCGAGAUAAAAUCUAGUUUAGUGGAAGGGUUUUCAGCCUAAUUUCCAUCAAAUACAGGAACUGAGUUUAAGAGCUUCUUUUUUCUGUUGAAUUUUACAGGAUGGUAUUUUAAUCACUCAUUAACAAAUAUUUAAUUGCCCUAAAAAGAAGUUUGUGUUAAAACUAUGAGUUUGCUUGUGCAUACAUGUGUUUCAUUUGUCCUGAGCAUUCUUGAUAGAUGUGGAUUUUUCCUCUGCUGAUGGGAUUGAGACAUAAUUGCAGCUGCUCUGCCCUCUCCCUUCGUCUCCUGGUUUCUUCAUUACAGUUGCUUCAUGUCUCCACAAAUAGGCCUUGAAAAGUAUUUUCUUGAGUGGGAGCAGCAAGGUCCUGCUAGAGGGUGACAGUACAGGCAGUAUCUAGGGCAUUUGCUCAGAGUUCAGCUCACAACACAACAGAGUGAACACUAUAUUUCAGCAUUUCAAAUACAGGUUUUGCUUAAGAGCUCGCCUUCCGCAGGUUUUGUAUCAGUGUUAUUUGUGUGAUGAUUGUCAAAAUUGAGAAAUUUGAUAGUUGGGUUAACUUUGUAAGAGCCAGCGAGGGUAAACUGUACUUUGAAAGUAUCCUGUUAAUAGAGCAAGAAGCUAAAGUAUACAGAGGAUUUUGCUUGUGUUGAUGAUUAUGUUGAAGGAUAACAGCAGUCACAUGAAUCAGAUGCAGCAUUGCUGAUGGUUUGCCUGUAUAUGCAAGAAAACUAAGGGAAGAGAAAAACCCCAAAUUUAUUUGAGUGGCACAGUAGAACAAAACCAAUAUUUGGAGUUGCAUCCUAAUUAUUUUACUGAACCAAAUCCAUACUUAUUACUCUCUUUCUUUAUCUUGUUUUGAUAAUAACUGUGUCACACCAGCCUCCUUCCGCUGAGUUGAGGAAGAACUGCAUAACUUUAAUCUUUCAUUCAGUCACAUGUGUGUCUUAAGACUAUCAUCAGGGCUGCUUUUUCACAAUUUUGUAAAAAAAAAAUAUAAAAAAAGACAAUUUUUUCUCCUUUUAAUCUCCACUGAUCCAUUUAUAUCUAUAUAACUACUCACAUGUCAGUAUCACACUGAUGUUUCAUUCCUGUGUAUAUUUUUGACUUAAAAAAGGAACAAAUCUCCAAAGCAUGAGUCUUUCAAUAAGUAAAUGUUUGUCCAAAGUAACAAUUCAAGGACUUAACACUGUCUAGCAUUUAAAAAAAGAAACAUUUAUUACCAGCCUUUGGUUACAGAAAUACUGACAAGUAUCUUUACGAUGAGUGACACAGUUAGCUUGUAAUUCUUGAUGGACUGAUUAUGUUCAUACUCAUCUGUCUUAUAACAUAAGAAGAUGAUUUAUCCCUAAGGGGAAAUUUGAUACAUAAAUGAUCUAAAAUAUAUAUAAUAUAUCAUAUAAGAUUUAUAACACAGAUGAUUCAGGUUUGGUUAGUUGGAUUUAAAGCGAGGACCUGUUUCAACUCUCUGGACCAGCUCCCACGUGAAAGCUUGACUGUUGUUUACCUCACAGCUUCUCAUUUAGAAGAAAGAUAGAGGAAUAGAAAUGAGGAAAGAGAUCACAUGUAAAUGACAGGAGUGUGUGGCAAAUUUUACACAGACAGUUGAAGAGGUAUGCACUGUAUGAAGUUGAGCUCAUAUUUCUGAUGGAAACUCCCUAAAAGCCCCUAGAGUAACAGCACUUUUGUUACGCCCAUUAGGCAAAUAUAGAAAAAGUCAAAAAAAGGUCUGCAGUUUCAAUGUCAGAUCCUGUGUCACAUCCCUGUGGGGACACUUAGCCUUGUCCUUGGCUUCUCAGCAGCUUCUGUCUAAAUCUCAAUAACACGCUGAAACCGUGUUAGAUAUCCAGUUCACAGCAGUUGUGAUGAUUAGAGUCUUGAAAAAUGUAGAUACCUGUUUUUCUGAGUCAGUCAUUGACUGAAUCUUUUUUUUUCUACGAGGAAAUUCAAAACUGGUCCGUCCUAAAAAAAACCUCUCAUUGUUCAGGUUUGCUCAGGCUUAUUAUUGACGCAUAAACAGGAGCAAACAUUGGUAAAUGUGAUCUGCUUGUUUUCACAAAGAGCAAUAACACAAUCCGGUCUCUCCUGUUUGUUGCAGCCCCUCCUCUGGAAGUGAAAAUCAUUGAAAGAUCUGCAAACGUAUUCCAGUGUCUGUCAGAAGGAUAUCCAACUCCAGACUUCUCGUGGUCCAGGUACUGUUUUUACAUAAACAGGAGUAUUAUGUUAAUUUUGUACCUUGUACCUUUUGAUGGAGAUGAUGGAAGGAGGCGGUUUUCAAGGCCUCUCAAGUUUCAAGUGGGCUAAUAAAAGCAGUGUUAAGUAGGUGCUCCAUCUCUUUUGGUCUGCCUUGGACUUAAAUCGGCUCUGUGCUGGAUUUGAUCCAAAAAAAAAGAAGUGGGCUGUGAAAAAAAGUCACAGACUCAUGAAUAACAAGUUCAAGUUCAGGCCAUUGUUAGCCUGAAUGGGGGCGCACAGAAGGAGAGCCUGAAAUAAAAUGAGGAACAUAGAGCAUCUUAUAAAAUUAGAUUUUAGAUCAGGAAGUUGAAAGAUGCAGACAGGUUUGAUAGGAAAGCUUUAUCAACAGGAAACAGUCUCCACCACCCGAGGUUCAACCUAGUUAUAAUGUUGACUGGUCUGUAGAUAAUGUGCUUCACUAAGCACAUCGCCUACAGUGUGCUUCACUACGGGAGUGCCUUGGGAGGAUUCUGUGGGAGCUGGCUACAAAAGGGGAAAAGGUCAGACAUGCUACAUUAGCACCAGAGGCUAAACAAUGAGGAUGGAAAGUAAAAGUUUGUCCUGUAGAGACAGGUUUUAUUGAGAGCCGGUUUAAUCGCUGAAUUACUGUGCAAAAUUCCCCCUAAUCUCCAGGGAUGCUCAUUGGUUUCAGCAGAAAAACUCAGUCAGAGGAUUGUUGAAAAUGACUUACUGGUGCCCUGUGUACUAUCAGUUUUGGUAUUUAAAAUAGUCCCGUGAUAACUGAGGUGUGCAACUGUCCCAGACCUCACUCAAGUUAAUGUGUCAGUGUGGGAGGAAAUUAAAACUUUUGCCAGAGCAGGUAAAACAUAAGCUGAUGCUCCUCCUUCGCCCCCUGACAAAUGAAAUCAGGUACCAGGUGUCCUGCUGGUAAACAGUCAUUAGUCCUGCCAUCAUGAGACAUUAUUGAUGCACAAUUUAACUAAGUAGAUAAAACCAUAAAGGUUAACACUGACUGACCCUGGCUUUAUUGCUUUACAGACAGAUAUUUUAAAAAGUGUAUUUACAUGGACAACAGAUCUAAAUCGGAGCCUGAUGAAUUUUGAUCUGGAUUUUGGAAGCUAUCAAGGUGAAAUCCCCCCUGCAGUCUAAAGCGGUGUCACAGUCCUUAACCUUGUGUAUCUAAAGCUAUUGUUCUUUCUUUUCAGAUCUGACCAAUCGUGGCCUUCAUCUGGUGUCAGAACAGAGGGUGCGACGCUGCAGUUUCUGAGCACCACCUCAGACUUAAAUGGCCUCUACCAGUGUAAAGCAUCCAACACACAUGGAAGUCAACAAGCUUACCUCAAGAUGCUUUUUACUCCAGGUGAGGUCUGUAUUCAUUUGGCUGAAAACAUUUGAUAAGAGUUUGGUUGCAUAAAAAGAAAGUUGCUUGAUUUUGACUGAGAACAUGUUGUCUGAGAGGUGUACCAUGAAGCAAGAUAAAGGGAUAAGCCAAGUCUUUAUAUCCUGAAGCCAGAGUUUUCACAAAGACAUAAAGCUGUCUCUUCUCUAACCUAGCUAGAUCACCAUGGUAACUCAUAAGCUGGUGUUGUUCAUAGCUACAGCUUAAAUCCAUAACCACAUGCAGUCUUGUUAGUAAUUAAUGCCUGCCAUUGUCCACAGUGGGCCAUCUAAAAAAUCUGUAGUGAGAGUUUGUGGAACCAUAAUAUCAUCUUUGACUAACACAGAUUGGAGACGAACAGCAACACACACUAAAGAUUUUUAUUACCUGUUGUUAUGAGCAUAAUACACCUCCCUCACAGUCAGAGUCAGUAUCUAUAAUUAACCCUGACUGUAUGCUGGACAACAUCACUUCAUUUCCGCCCCUUUGUUGUGCGGGGAAGCCAAAAGAAGCACCAGGAGUUAACUUUCACUCUAGCUCUCGCAGCAUGUCUAGCCGGUAGCAUAAUGACAAUGACAUCAAACCCAUGUUGUAUUUAGCUUACCCAUUAAAUGGGUCAGUACAGUCCACAGCAGAUCUGAGUCUUGAGUGGGUUUGAAGCAGACACUCACAUUUCUGAAAAGUCCAGUGAUAAGUUUGUAGGUGUGCAGAAGGCUAAUUUUCACUCUGCUUGGUGCCAUAUUAUUGCAGUUUAAUAGAUACUUCUGCAGGUUUGCAAAUGUCAGGAUGUGUUGUUGAUUGAUACAAUUGGACCUCCACUGACAAAAAUUGUGAAGUAUGUCUUACCUUGGGAAAGUCCCUUAUCAAUGAAUCACUUAGUUGUCAUUAUUACAUUAAAAUGUUAAUUAUUGAAUGUUUAAAGGUCUGAAAAUCUUUAAAAAUGUAAGAUUGCAGUUUGAGUCCUUUGUUUUUGAAACUGUCUGGCAGCACAUUGCCGUCAUAGCUUAAGCUGAGGGUAUUUUUCUCUGAAGUUUCCAACAUUAUUUUAGGCCCAACGUUUGACCUGAUUUGAUUCCACUGCUAAAGGAAGCUGAUAAACCAGCAUUUAAAAAGUUGCUGUGCUGUUCUAUUGGCUCUUGUUGCAGGAAAUAAUCUAGGAGCCUUUAUUUUCGAUUUCCUGUCACUGUACUCUCUUUCUUCCAUGCUGUCUCCUCACAGGAUCCUGCCCUGCCUGUUGGACCCUAUUCUCUCUUUUGCUUAUACUAAAUGUUGCUGCUGUUGUCUUUGGGUACUUAUAUAAAACCGGGAGACUUCCAAGGUAACAAAUGUGACAGUAUGUCAUCUGUUAAGGUUGAACAUUCAGUCUUACUGCUUGACUUAAAAGUUACUACAUCUACCAUGACAGUCUGAACUUGCGGAGACAACAAGGGAGUCUGAACUUGCGGGGAGAACAGGGCACGCCUGAGGAGAUGCAAAAGGUUCGAAUAGCUUCUGGCACAAGUGACGAUAACCAGAGAGUAGAGGAAGAGGAACAUGAAGAAGAAUCAGCAGCAACACACCAAUAGGUAUGAUACUGGUGUUUACAAGGGGAAAAGUUUUUAUUUUAAAUGUUACAGUGCAGCAGUGCUGUGCAGUCACGCAGGCCAACUUUUUUCAUUUCAAAAUAUAAACUUUGUGUCUCACAAAUUUCUUGAUAAAGACGCAUCAAGUUGUAUUUAUCCAAUAAAACAGGUCUUUCUUUUACAUUAUAAAGUACUGCUGUUUUUUUCCGUUACUCCAGAGAACCUUCAGCUCCCUGAACCGUUUGCAUAUUGCUUUGCAUGGACAUGCUUUGCUAACAUGCUUUGCAUUAUCUGCCUCAGGGAUCUCCUUGACAUCAAUGGGAGCUACAAGCUGGAUGACAGUUGGACUCCAGGUGGUUUGCAGCGUUCCAGGACUGGUAUUUAGCUUCUCACUCAGCUGGCUAUUAAAAAUGUGGAACAAUCUAAGUGCUUUUGUUUUGCUGUGGCCAAACAUUUGAAAACAAAUAUUUUGGGAGGUGUCAGGUCAAUCUCUUUAGAAAGGUUUUUCCUUGGUUGUCAUCAUUUACCUGUAACAGCCUCAUCAAUAAUAAUGUUGAAAGAAUCUUUCAAUUACAUUAAGAAAAAUCACCACAACUAAUUUUCAACUGUGGAUGGGGCUUACAGGAAAUAAUGGCAGAAGGAAAAAAAAGACAAAAGUGCACCAAAAAACAAGGAGACUGUUGAAGUAGCUUUCACAACCAGUGUACCACAUGCCAACGUGUUCAGGAUGUGGCUUAACUGUCUUUUUUAACCUUAUCUGACAAAACAUCUGAAGCUUAUUUUACCAUCAAUAGUGUUAAAUCCUGAUCAUAGCAGAGGUUUAUGGAGCCUGCUCAUGUAGACACAGAACUGGGUGAAAAGAAACUCCAUCCAAACCGGUACAUACCAUCGACUAUAUGUAUACACAGUCUAUGGUGUUACUGUGUACUGUACUCUAUAUACAGCCUAUGGUACACACAUUUAGACACACACUGUAGAAGUCUGCUUAAUGUGUCAGUGAUUCAGAAAUCAGAUUGUUGUGUUUUUCGCAUUAUUUAUUAGAAGUGUUAGUGACACAAAUGUACUGUUUGUUGUUUUAGUUUUCUCUGUUUAGUUGUUUUUUUUUAUCCUUGUGUGCUCAUACCUGAUACCUGCUCCUUUUUAGCAACAGCUGCUAAUAUAAGCAACAAAGCCGAUGUUUUAAGAUGCAGUCAAAACACUCCCAUCUGGUCGAUUUUCAGAGCGUUUCUAAAAGAGGCACAUUCAAGCUUCAAAAUUUUUCUUUAAUUAUAGGCUGCAUUGGCUGAGCGAGAUCAUGUCGGUUCGUUCCACUUCAGUGGGGCAACAUAAACUGUGAUUCAUAAAAUAGCUCUAUUGAUAGUAAGUACUAAAAAAAAGUAUCUCCUCAUGCCAUCCUGUCGAUUUUUAGUAAUCAGUGUUUCGGUGUCGAACUAUUUCCCUUCUGCGGCGUAGUGAUACUUGCACACACGCAAUCGAAUAUGCAGGGGGUGAAGCGAUUUUUGUCACGUGGACCAACAGGAGCCGAGUCUCUUUGCCAUAGUAUCAGAAAUACACAAACAUGGCGAUGACCACAUCUAGCAGCGAAACAAUCAAAGAGGAAGAAAAGAAAAGGAAGAAAAGACUCUGGACAAUCCAUGAUUGGAUGAGCUGUCUGAGGCGAAUUACUUUUUUGAUUGACAACUAAACAAGCGAAUCAGCGAUCUUGAAGAAUAAAACAUCUACCGGAGCAUUUUCCAAGUCAUUCAUUCCGUUGUUCUUAACUGCUCCAGAGACUUUACAGAUCCUCAGCGACUUUUGUCUUUGUUAAAGACGACUGCCGUUGUGUUUGGCGACUCUGUUCUGUUACAUACAAAUAAACAAACACAAUUAUGAUGUAGGCCAGAAAAAUGAGCUUCCCCACCUUGAAAGACCAGCAGCCGCCACUGAUUUGCAGGUAUGCAAGACCCAAAAUAAAGAGAUCGCCCCCUCAGAGAUAAUGAAGACGCCUUAAAAUGUAAACAUUAGAUGAUGUAAACGUAAAUGAUACGAUUAAUUGCUGCCUAGGUCUGGUGGCUGCACUGCUAGUUGUGGCUAAACUGCUAAUGCUACUCGUGCCGCCAGCAGUGGCAGGCUGUACAAACUCCGCUCACAUUUUCAUGCUUUCCGCCUAAUCAUUGGGGAAGUACUUCUUCAAAUGAUUCAACAGAUUUGUUGUGUAGCCGUUUUUUGAGGGCACCGAUCGCUGACAUACCUUGCUCAUCGGCUUAAUUACUCGACGUCACUUUGGAGAUACCUGAACCACCACCACACAAGCGACGUUGAAUAACUUCUCAACAAUGACAUCUUAGGAGAAUGACUCAAAGUCAUGGCUGACAACUAUCUUGCUGCCCUCAGCACCGUGUUUAGCUCCAUGUUUGGUCAUUCUGUUUACUUCUCCUGUUUACUUCUCUGGUAGCUUACAGAAGUGAGCAGGAAAAGCUCAACUCUGAUUGGCUGUUGUGACGCACAUUUCCUCUAUGUUUGAUCAAGUAAAGUAAAUAUGCUCUCAGCUGAUCAACGCAAUCGAACUGAAAUUUAUCACGAUCAUCGAUCACAAUCAUAAAAUCGCUCAGUCCUAGUACAGCUUCAGUUGUUCAACAGUCCGAGGUCUCCGUUGUCGUAUUUUACGCUUCAUAAUGUGCCACACAAUUUCAGUUGGAGACAGGUCUGGACUGCAGGCAGGCCAGUCGAGUACCUGCACUCUUUUACCAAGAAGUCACGCUGUUGUAACACGUGCAGAAUGUGGCUUGGCAAUGUCUUUCUGAAAUAAGCAGGGGCGUCCAUGAAAAAGACGUUGCUUGGAUGGCAGCAUGUGUUGCUCCAAAACCUGUAUGUACCUUUCAGCAUUAAUGUUGCCUUCACAGAUGUGAAAGUUACCCAUGCCUUGGGCACUAAUGCACCACCAUACCAUCACAGAUGCUGGUUUUUGAACUGCAGUUUGACAGUUGUUUUAACUUUUACUGUCUUUACUAAACCUUCAUCUCCCUCAUAAUACUUUAGAACUCUAUUUUUGAUAGUCUAGUUUGCUUUUUUAGGUACUAGUACUGAUUGUAAUCCACUCAUAUAUCCCUGAAGUAGAUAUUUGUGUUAGAAGAUAUAUUUUUUUUUGAAAGUGUCCCAGUCUGUCAAUGGAUAAAAUUUUCCAUUGAAUUAGAAUUAGUUUCAACACAUUUCAUGUUCAGAAAGGAGCAGGGAGAUUGUUUACUUGUUACAUGAUUCCAGUUAAGCUUUAUAGGGCGCAGUGUGUUAAUAUUGAGGCAGCUUUGUUACCAUCUAUUUCUAUUUUAGGUUCUCCAUUUUGUAUGAACACAGUACAGAAAGACUGAAGUAACGAUCAACAUUAAGAAUGUAUUUUAUUGGCUGUUGAAGUUCAUUAAAGGUAAAAAAAAAAAAAGAAGUUAUGUAAAAUUGUUGAAGAUUCAAAUUUGUGCGGCGUAUUAAUUUGUUAAUUGCACUGUACUCACUCAGUUUCAAAUCACUGCACUUAACUGACUGAUGGGAGUUGGAAACAUUUUGUUUGUAGACCAUGACUCACUACCCAGCUUGCAACAAUAAACCCUCUUUGGGUUCAAGUCUGCAUGAGUCUGUCCUCACUGACCCUGGCACUGUUUUGCUUGUGGUCAAAUACUGAAUUUUCUUUAGUACGAACAGCUGCAUGCCAACAUGUUCAUAAUUUCAGUGUUUUUUGUGGUGCUUUUUAUGUUUACAAUUGUUUAUUAACCGAUGUACAUGCCUACAUUUUAUAAUUCCAAGGUUGAAGUUAUCCUCUGGCUGUCAUUACUAAAAUCCUCAAAACCAUGGCAUUAAUGUGUCUCUGUGUCUCUGCAUGUGGCCACAGACAGUCUACUAAAAAAGAUGGCCUUUCACUCCAAACUUAAAGCUCCUGUGAGAAACUUUUUGUUUGGGUCAGUUUUGGUGACCCUGUUGACAAAGUAGCCUUUGCCUAUCUUACUAAUAUACACAAUAUUGAACCAGAAAUGUAAAAGCAGGGCUGUCUAUUCAGCUGCUCAUCUGACACCUACACCCCUCAAGCCAGUAUGAGGCCUUAAAAAAUGACAGCGUCAAAGUUGUCAGUCUUGUUGCUAAUGGUCUUGUCAGCUUUUGUACAUAAUUAAAAAGACAACGGGAAACAAAGCAUUGUGUAAUUUCUGAGGACCAUGAAAGUUAGUGGGAUACAUCACUGUCGGACCAUGAAUGUUUUCCAACAAACAAAAUGUAAAGGAGGUAACAGCCAAAAAAACUUUUUUUUUCUUUUUUUUUUUUUUUUUUUUUUUUUUUUUUACAGUUACACUAAAUAAAAUGUAUUCAAGCACAAUUUUUUGGCAUUAAACAUGUGGAGAAAAAAACUCCACCUCAUACUGGUACACCUUAUUAGCACUAACAUCUUAUGAUGUCUGAUGCGGCCGACAAAGGGUUUUUAUGAGACUGAUAAUGUUGUAAGUGAAGAGCAUUAAAUUAGUGGAGUACUAUUUUUUGACUCACCAAAAAUGACAUCUGUCAUGUUUUAUUUAUUACUUUUUUUAAAUGAUUGGUUUUGGCUGUCUUACAUGGGGGUGGGAUAAGGAGUUACGUUUGUUCUUGAUUAGGACGUGGUUAAUAAUUCUAUGAAGCCUUAAUUACACACGUGUAUUUGAAAAUUUGGACUUAAAGCUCUGACUACUACUGAUACUUGGCUUUAAUUUUUUGGAGUUUGACAGCCAGUGUCACCAGAGCAUUUUUGUCCCUCUAAUUUAAAUUUUUGUUCCAUGCCCUUUUGAUGUUUACAUAUUAUUGCCUGUUCUUUAUUUUUAUCUUGUUUUCUAUAAUGGUGACCUGCUGAGUUUAUUACUUUUUUUGCAUUGCUAAAAAAAAAUAUUAAAACUUAAAGAAAAAGUA
Messenger RNA from Xyrichtys novacula (pearly razorfish), 12229 nucleotides. Lineage: Eukaryota; Metazoa; Chordata; Actinopteri; Labriformes; Labridae. The record is from the annotation of a GenBank genome assembly.